Molecule: messenger RNA, 2351 nt
Organism: Erinaceus europaeus (western European hedgehog)
Lineage: Eukaryota; Metazoa; Chordata; Mammalia; Eulipotyphla; Erinaceidae
Gene: DENND6B
Product: DENN domain containing 6B
Exons: 20
Coding region: 19-2193 (724 amino acids)
Cellular component (GO): recycling endosome
Molecular function (GO): guanyl-nucleotide exchange factor activity
Source: RefSeq, a predicted model, not a curated record
UGUUUUAGAGGGGGCACUAUGAUCAGAAACCAGGACGUGACAUUCUCCGCCAGCUCAAGAGUCACCCAGGAAGAAAAGAGAAAUGGAAGCGGCACCGUUCGGGAAUGUUCCACCUUGUCUGGACUGUGGUGGCUGGUGGAAAGGGAAGCCAGGAAUGAAAAGUUUGAUCACAAAGCAGAUAGGCAACAGAAAGCAGCUUGCACACAGCCCCGCCCUCCCGGAAGUUCUGCGGCGACCACCGGCAGCCUUGCGGCGCAGGCGCUUCUAGUGGGUGGGCUUCGCACCAGCAGGCUGCGCUGCGCUCUUCCCGCCGCCAGGGGCGCGCAGCCUCAGCACGGCAGCUCUGGCCCGCGGCAGCCGCUCGAGUGCUCCGCGGCGUGUCGGCUACCGGCUCCCUGGCAGCCUCCGGGCCGUUUCCUUGGCAACGCACUGCCAGCCCCCGCUGCCGCCAUGGAAGCGCCGUCCGGUGACGAGCCUCGCCAGGCUCGCGACCGCCUCGGUGCGCCCUUCUCCGGGACGCGGGACCCGGCGGCGCCCUGGGCGCGCUUCUCGGCCUGGCUGGAGUGCGUAUGCGUGGUCACUUUCGACCUGGAGCUGGGCCAGGCGCUGGAGCUGGUGUACCCCAGUGACUGUCGGCUCACAGACAAGGAGAAAAGCAGCAUCUGCUAUCUGUCCUUUCCGGACUCCCACUCAGGCUGUCUUGGGGACACUCAGUUCAGUUUCCGUAUCCGUCAGUGUGGAGGCCACAGGAGCCCCUGGCACACCAAUGACAAGCAUUAUGACAGUGGGGUCCCCAUGUCACUGCAGAGGGAGCCUGCACACUACUUCGGCUAUGUGUACUUCAGGCAGGUGAAGGACAGCUCUGUAAAGAGGGGCUACUUCCAGAAGUCUCUGGUGCUAGUGUCCCGCCUGCCCUUCAUCCGGCUGUUCCAGGCACUGCUGGGCCUCAUGGCUCCAGAGUACUUCGACAAGCUGGCACCCUGCUUGGAAGCAGUGUGUAAUGAGAUCGACCAGUGGCCAGCCCCCACUCCCGGGCAGACCCUGAAUCUGCCCAUCAUGGGACUCGUCCUCCAGGUGCGUGUGCCAUCCAGGGUGGACAAGCCUGAGUCCAGUCCUCCCAAGCAGUGCGACCAUGAGAACCUGCUGCCAGCCCCUGUGAUCCUCACCAGUGUUCAUGAGCUGGACCUGUUCAGGUGCUUCCAGCCUGUGCUGACCCACGUGCAGACCCUGUGGGAGCUCAUGCUGCUCGGGGAGCCCCUGGUGGUCCUGGCGCCCUCGCCCGCUAUGUCCUCAGAGCUGGUGCUGGCCUUGACCAGCUGCCUGCAGCCCCUCAAGUUCUGCUGCGACUACCGCCCCUACUUCACCAUCCACGACAGCGAGUUCAAGGAGUUCACCACGCGCACGCAGGCCCCACCAAAUGUGAUCCUAGGCGUCACAAACCCUUUCUUUAUCAAAACACUCCAGCAUUGGCCCCACAUUCUCCGAGUUGGGGAGCCUAAGAUGUCGGGGGACCUUCCUAAGCAGGUCAAGCUGAAGAAGCCCUCGAGGCUGAAGACCCUGGACACAAAGCCAGGCCUCUACACCACAUACACAGCCUUCCUGCACCGAGACAAAGCUCUGCUCAAACGGCUGCUCAAGGGCCUACAGAAGAAGCGGCCCUCUGAUGUGCAGACAGCACUGCUGAGGCGCCACCUCCUGGAGCUCACCCAGAGCUUCAUCAUCCCCCUGGAGCACUACAUGGCCAGCCUCAUGCCCCUGCAGAAGAGCAUCAUGCCCUGGAAGACCCCCCCGCAGAUCCGCCCCUUCCACCAGGAUGACUUCCUUCAUAGCCUGGAGCAUGCAGGGCCCCAGCUAACCUGCAUCCUGAAAGGUGACUGGCUGGGCCUCUAUAGGCGCUUCUUCAAGUCCCCCCAUUUUGAUGGCUGGUAUCGGCAGCGGCACAAGGAGAUGGCCCAGAAACUGGAGGCCCUGCACCUUGAGGCCAUCUGUGAGGCGAACAUCGAGACCUGGAUGAGGGACAAGUCUGAGGUGGAGGUUGUGGAUCUGGUUCUGAAACUUCGGGAAAAACUGGUGCGGGCACAGGGUCACCAGCUCCCUGUGAGUGAGGCAACACUGCAGCGGGUGAGACUGUACAUCGAGAAGGCCAUUGGCUCCCUGCCCAAGGACCUGCAGACUGUCCUGUGCCCCUGCUAGGAUUGGGCCUGGACACCUCUGGGGUUUGGGUCUGGCUGAUCUUUCUCCUUCCCGCUGAGAGCGGACCUGAGAACACAAGCGAGCCCGCCACCCAAGCUCCAGGCAGCUUCCCAGCCUUGGUGUCCAGCCUGCGCAGUAAAGGUGGUAUUUCGACUGCA